CCAUUGGGUAGCGAGCGGGUGAGGUACGGACAGAGUACAGAGUUUUCGACUGAACGGCCCCGCAGCAUGGAAAAUCGUGUCGAUACCUUACAGUGAAAUGCGCUCAUUUGACACUUACGCCACGGUUACAUAGGUUUGCCCUCAAGCUGGACUUUUGAAACGUUUGGCGGAACAGCGAGUUUUCGUAACAGAAUUGCGGCGUAACUUCGCGCUGCGUCUGUGUGCUGUGUCCAUCACUCCGAGCGGCAGGCACGAUGGGCCUUGUCGAAGAUCUGAAGAGUCGGGGAUGGUUUCUGAGUGCUGAAGGCAUCGAGGAGUGUACCGAAGGUUUGGAGAACCCCAAGGCCGAAGAUGUCAUACGGAAAGCGGUUAACUACGACCUGGUUGAUAUCGGAGAGGGUGGUCUCUCGGAAGACGUGACGAGGAACAAGGUGGAAACGAUGACUGGGCCGGUCGUGGUUCAAAUCCAGAAGGUGAGGAAUGUAAGCGCUCCGAAGAGCAACCCGGAGGCGGACCACUCUCAGUGCCUUCUGAGGCUCCACCUCACUGACGGCACCUCGUACUGCAGCGCCAUCCAGUGGGGGAAGUGGAGCAACAUCAGCCUGUCCACUCCGCCCGGGAGCAAGAUUCUGCUCAAGAACGAGCCCAUUCCAGUUGUGAACGGUUUUCUCCUACUGGCCGAACGGGACUUCAAGUUCCUCGGCGGCAACGUGUCCCACCUCAUCGAGAAAUGGGAGCUCGCCAAGAACCUGAGCCACCACAAACGGAUUGUUGGCGAAGAGGGGGCCGCCCCUCCCUGGGUUCCGUUCGGACACAAGAUCGACGCCGGAGGCCUCAAGAACAUGAAAGGCAACUUCAAGUCCAUGGACCUGUGCCAGAAGGACACCAAGCCCAACGAGUCGUUCGAGAAGCACCGGCAGCUGACCAUCGCUGAGAUCUCCCGCUCCAAGGAGGGGAAGGUCAAGGUCUUCGGAGGCGGCAAACAGCAGCCACAGGACGGGGACAUUGCUCAGCUGGUGAGCAUCGGCUACUCGGUAGAGGCGGCGGUGAGCGCGCUCAAGAUGCACAACUGCGACAUCGGAGCGGCGCUCCAGGCGCUCGAGAUAUCCGACAGGUUCGGCGCCAACAGGAGAGACAGGGCCAACAGGCCCGAGACGGGCAGGAAGAAACGGGAACCGAGGGAACGCGACUCCCAGGACGAGAAGUCAGCGGGCAGGCCUUCCGGACCCAGCACUCUCUUCGACUACCUGCAGAACCAGAUCUCCCUCCCCAAAGUGCCCGACGUGGAAGACGCCCACCUCUGUGAUUUUGCAUCCUCCGAGAGUGGCCAGCUCGCGAAUGACGUGAGCGACCGGAAUACCCGGGGCUUCCGGGGGCACCCCAACGGCGGGGGGCACACCGCUGGCCGCUAUGGGCAGCACCAGCGGUUCCGUGGCAGCCAAGAUGGCCGCCGGGGCGGCGAUGGAGAUCUUCCCUACCACAACCACCAGGACGGUCCGUCUUCCGGCUUCCACGGUGGCAGUGCGGCAGCUUCGUUCGGGAGGCAGAGGGGACGCCAACAGGACACGCACAACUGGAACAGUUCUCCAUCGCCGUCGUGGACCAAUCACCAGGCGUAUGGCGGCCGUCCCGCCGCCCGGGAUCCCCCUCUGGCUCCGCCCACUUCCCGGGACCCGCCUCUGGCUCCGCCCCAGGGCGACGGCGGCGACCGCAGAAGGCCGACGGUGGCAGGCGCCGAGAUCGUGCAGAACGCGAGGCCGCCUCCGCCCCGCGAGCGCAACUUCCAAGAGGCGUCGACGCGGCCGGCGCAGCAGAGGCGCGUGGCCUCCGGGCAGAAGGUGCUGGCAAAAUACUGGGAGGACGGAAAGUUCUACAGGGCGGUGGUGCACGAGGUGUCCUCCAACGGCAACACCUGCGUGGUGAAGUUCGUCGACUACGGGAACCACGAGGAGGUGCUUUGUUCGGACGUGCAGACGGUGGCACCCGGCCAAUGGGAUAAGGGCCAGAUGAGCUCGUCGCGGACAGACCACCACCGCCAUCAAGGAGGCCAUCCGCAGACACAAGGCCAGUUCAGCAGCAACAAGGAUUCCGAAGACUAUCGCUACCUCGAAGCCAUGAUGCUGGGUCAGUCGUCGGGCGCGACGCACCAGCCACCGCCCCAGCACCAGCAUCAGCAGGCGUACCACCACCACCAUCAGCAGCAGCAGCAUCAUCAACGAUCCGCCGAGAAUUACGACCAUGGGUACAGGGGACGGCCUGCCCAGCAUCAUAAGCAACAACCGGGGUUUGGCAAUGGUCGGCCCCAGCAGCAGUACUAUCAGCCACCGGCGCAACGAAGGCCGGGCCCGUCUUGAGACGGCGCAUCCUCAAGACUGCCCGUGGACCUGGGGUCGUACUUCGGUGACGUGGGCACGGGUCCUCGGCCGGCCAGUGGAGAAGGGCAAUCUCGGGCUUCGGUGGAUUGAUCCUCGCUUUUUUUUGUGUGUGUGCUCUGGGCGCCUUGCAGACUGUCGUACUUUACUCGUCGUGCUGACGUUGCUUUUGAGGUGACAUCGGAUUGGAUCCUCAUAAAACUUAGUUUACCGUUUACUCCUCAAGGCUGGGCCGAGGCUGUGGGCACCGGCCCGUAACAGUCAGCACUAGGCCACCAGCUGUUCUUGAAGUCGUUGGUUUCUUUCACUCCAUCGGGAGAGGAUGGGGGUCCUGAUGUUCAGAUUUGCUUUUCAACUCUAGAAUGGUCACCGACUUCUUUAGAACGAUAAGGAAUUAUUGGUUAGUCUCGGCUCCAGUUCUGAACUUACUGUUUGCUAGGAUGUUUGAACGGUCCGCGCGACUUUUGAACCUGCACCGGCGGUCGCGACGCUAAUACAAGCAGGGAGGGAGAUUCGUUCUGGAGACAGAACAGAGGCUUUCCUCUUUCCAGCUCGCUUUCCGUUCCGAAGAUGUCGGUGACCGUAGCUAGGUAUUUGAACCUUCUCCUUACUAAUAUAAAGAUUACCAUGUCGCAGCUGCGCCCUCUCAAGUCAACUAAAAAAAAUAACGUCAGUGGUGGACGGAAUAAACUAGAAUGCACGACUACCUGUCUGGUGCAUGCCUCGACGUCAAUUGUGCCCAUAAGUGUGGAAUGUACCCGUGGGAGGGCGUGGUUGCAGGUGUACGUCUAUACUCCGUUUCGCCUUACGAUGAACUGUGGUGGACGCUACGAGCCAUCGUAGCCGAUUAAAUGCCAUGUGUCACGUGACCUACAGACGUGCGCAAGGCGUAUAGUCACGUGGUACGUUGACAGCACUGGGAUGGCCCGUAAAGGCGGCUGCGGCCGGUGGCCAGGCGAAACGGAAUGUGGACGCCAGCGAGCGAAACGAGGAAAGGGGCGUGCGUUCUAUUUUGUUUUGACCGUGUCCGUGCAUGUGUAUGCUCACACUUUGGGUUCUUGUUUGGGCUUCACUUUUUUCGCGACGUCUCGUGGACACCGGCAGCCAUGUCUUGUCUGGAAGAACACUCGCGAAGAAUGAGGUGGACUCGGGUAGACAUUCUGUCUGCCGCGUUUAUUUACACACACACGAGACCCCAGUGCGAAUUGUGACUGCCGACGAGAUGUGUGUACGUGCGCUUUUGUACUUCUCGAAGUCGAACCCCGUGGCACGGACCGUUGGUACAUGUAGACGCUGAAGGGGAGGAAAUGCACGGCGUCAAAUAAACCUGAAAACCCUUUGCCUCUGCCUAAAA
This is a messenger RNA of Ixodes scapularis (black-legged tick), 3726 nucleotides long. Its product is annotated as tudor domain-containing protein 3. Gene Ontology annotation, cellular component: nucleus. The coding region runs from base 255 to 2354 and encodes 699 amino acids. The transcript has 13 exons. NCBI's taxonomy places the organism in Eukaryota, Metazoa, Arthropoda, Arachnida, Ixodida, Ixodidae. The record is from RefSeq and is a predicted model, not a curated record.